This is a messenger RNA of Staurois parvus, 588 nucleotides long. The record is from the annotation of a GenBank genome assembly. NCBI's taxonomy places the organism in Eukaryota, Metazoa, Chordata, Amphibia, Anura, Ranidae.
GAGUCAUCUGGCAAGGCAGUGGGCACCAAGUCACCAGGCACGACAGUGGGCUCUGAGUCAACUGGCACGACAGCGGGCAUCGGGUCACCAGGUAUGACAGCGGGCACUGGGUCAGACAUUGGAUCGUCUUGCUCGACAGCGGGCACCGGGUCGUCUAGCUCAACAGCGGGCAUCGGGUCACCAGGCACGACAGCGGGCACUGGGUCAUCAGGCACGACAGCGGGCAUCUGGUCACCAGGCAUGACAGCAGGCACUGGGUCAUCAGGCAUUGGAUCGUCUGGCUCGACAGCGGGCAUCGGGUCACCAGGUAUGACAGCGGGCACUGGGUCAUCAGGCAUUGGAUCAUCUGGCUGGACAGCGGGCAUCGAGUCAUCAGGCACGACAGCGGGCAUCGGGUCACCAGGCAUGACAGCAGGCACUGGGUCAUCAGGCAUUGUAUUGUCUGGCUCGACAGCGGGCAUCGGGUCACCAGGCAUCAGGUCAUCUGGCUCGACAGCGGGUAUCGGGUCACCAGGCAUUGGAAUGUCUUGCUCGACAACGGGCACCGGGAUACCAGGCUGCACCAUGGAAGGCUGGUUCUCAGAUGGC